AUGGAAUCGGAAAUGUUGAGUGCAACAGGUGAGAUGUGUAACAGCAACAAGUCCUCACGCCGCGGCUGCUUCUCCACAGACACAACUCCUCUCCAUGGAUCAGCUCUGAACGACUGCUCUGGUCAGUCUCAUAAAGCGACCACAGCGAUGGAGUCCAUUCUGUCGGAGCAGUCGGCGCCGGUGGACGAGCUGGUGGAAGCGUGCAUCCAGGCCUUUGAUGAAAAGGGCGCUCUGAAGGAUGCGGCUGUGGUCAGGAUGUUCAUCAUGAUGCAUCCUUGGUACAUCCCCUCCACAGACCUGGCCCACAAGCUGGUGCUCAAGUCCCAAGAGGAGAGCUGCUGUGCUGAGCGCCGCACCAGGAUCGUCCACCUCCUCAAGUAUUGGAUCUCAGAGUUUCCCGCAGAGUUCAAUCUGAACCCAGAGCUGGCCGAGCAGAUAAAAGAGUUCAAGGAGCUGCUGAGCACGGAGGGAGAGGAGAGCCACAGCCGCCUCAUCGACAUCGACAGUGUCCCGUCGUACAAGUGGAAGCGGCAGGUGACUCAGCGCGUUCCGUCCGUCUCCAAAAAGAGGAAGAUGUCUCUGCUCUUCGACCACCUGGACUCCUGCGAACUGGCCGAGCACCUCACCUACCUGGAGUACAAGUCCUUCUGCAAGAUCCUGUUCCAGGACUACCAUAGCUUCGUGAUGCACGGCUGCACAGUGGACAACCCCAUCUUGGAGCGCUUCAUCACCCUCUUCAACAGCGUGUCCCAGUGGAUCCAGCUCAUGGUGCUCAGCAAGCCCACCGCCCAGCAGAGGGCGCUGGUCAUCAGCCACUUCAUCCGCGUGGCACAGAAGCUUCUCCAGCUGCAGAACUUCAACACCCUGAUGGCCGUGGUGGGCGGCCUCAGCAACAGCUCCAUCUCCAGACUCAAAGACACCCAGGCUCAUGUCAGCGCAGAGACCAACAAGAUUUUCAACAGUCUCAUCGAGCUGGUCACCUCCUGCGGGAACUACAGCCAGUACCGUAAACGUUUCUCGGAUUGUUUGGGAUUCCGCUUUCCGAUUCUUGGAGUUCACCUCAAAGACUUGAUCGCGGUCCACGUGGCGCUGCCCGACUGGACGGACAAGGAGAAGACGCGAGUGAACUUAGCUAAAACACAGCAGCUGUACGCUAUUUUACAGGAGCUGGCGCUGAUCCAAAACACGCCGCCCAAUAUUGACGCUAACACGGACUUGCUAAAUUUGCUAACGGUGUCUUUAGACCAGUACCACACUGAGGAGGAGAUCUACCAGAUGUCUCUACAACGGGAGCCUCGCAAACCAGCAGCGCAGAACUCCAGCCCCACGCCGCCUCCGGAGCCCAAGCCCGCCAUGAUUGACCAAUGGGGGGUCUCUGUCAAGCCCAACGCAGACCCGACAGUAAUCAAGAAGCACAUAGAAAAGAUGGUGGAGUCCGUCUUCAAGAACUUCGACACCGACGGCGACGGCCAUAUUUCCCAAGACGAGUUCGAAGUGAUCCAGAACAACUUCCCCUACCUCAGCAAGUUCGGCGAGCUGGACAAGAACCAGGACGGGAAGAUCAGCCGGGAGGAGAUGAUCGACUACUUCAUGAAGGCUAGCUCGCUGCUCAACUGUAAAAUGGGCUUCAUACACUCGUUUACAGAAGCUACGUACGUCAAACCCACCUUCUGUGAACACUGCACUGGAUUUAUAUGGGGUUUCUACAAGCAAGGCUACAAGUGUAAAGCCUGCGGCGUGAACUGCCACAAGUCGUGCCGCGGUCGUCUGGCGGUGGAGUGUCGGAAGAGGACCAAGAGCAUCAGCCACGAGACGCCACCAGCUCUGUCGGCGAGGUCCUACAGCUUCCCCCCGCCGGCAAACAGCCCGUCCAGCCUCCAGGACACAGUCAUCGAGGAGGAGGAUCUGGAGGCGGUGGAGGAGGGCGUGUUCGAUGUGCACCUAUAA
Messenger RNA from Knipowitschia caucasica, 1947 nucleotides. The record is from the annotation of a GenBank genome assembly. Lineage: Eukaryota; Metazoa; Chordata; Actinopteri; Gobiiformes; Gobiidae.